AUGGCGGAGACAAUCGAGGAAACUUAUGAGACUGCGGUCACCCGCAAGGUGGUCCGCAAAAGCCUCAGGAUAGAGGAGAACUGGCGGUUGAAUGAAAAUUUCCGUAUCCACCUUGACGCGUGUGCAUCGACCUGUCCCGUGAUAUGGACAAUGACCACGUGCGACCUUGCAAGACAAACAAAAACAUACGGAUUCAGAAUGAAUACCAACACAAACUUAGGUACAUAUCACUCCUUUUGA
Danaus chrysippus (African queen) is the source of this 240-nucleotide messenger RNA. The record is from the annotation of a GenBank genome assembly. NCBI's taxonomy places the organism in Eukaryota, Metazoa, Arthropoda, Insecta, Lepidoptera, Nymphalidae.